This is a messenger RNA of Phoenix dactylifera (date palm), 1450 nucleotides long. RefSeq names its product 25.3 kDa vesicle transport protein SEC22-1-like. NCBI's taxonomy places the organism in Eukaryota, Viridiplantae, Streptophyta, Magnoliopsida, Arecales, Arecaceae. Gene Ontology annotation, biological process: retrograde vesicle-mediated transport, Golgi to endoplasmic reticulum; endoplasmic reticulum to Golgi vesicle-mediated transport. Gene Ontology annotation, molecular function: SNAP receptor activity. The record is from RefSeq and is a predicted model, not a curated record.
UUCAGCCCCCAAACGCCGCUCCCAUUUAUUUUCUCCAGCCGCUGCUUCUCCUCUCCCUCUCCCUCCCUCUCCUACUCCCUGGCCGAUAACUUCGUCGAGGAGAGUUCGAGGCCCGCCAUUUCCCGAUCUCAACGAAACUCAUACGCCCAGUCGACCUUCGUUGCACGCCGAGAUCGCAGGUGGUUUUGAAAGAACAGUUGCUUCAGUUCUUAGUUUAAGAUAAGAUGGUGAAGCUGACAAUGAUAGCACGCGUUACUGAUGGGCUUCCAUUAGCAGAAGGGUUGGAUGAUGGCCGUGAUCAGAAAGAUGUUGAAUUCUACAAACAGCAAGCAAAGCUUUUGUUUAAGAACCUGUCUAAAGGACAGCAUGAGGCUUCAAGAAUGUCAAUUGAGACUGGUCCUUACUUUUUUCACUAUAUCAUUGAAGGUCGUGUUUGUUAUUUGACAAUGUGCGAUCGUUCUUACCCCAAAAAACUUGCUUUUCAAUACCUAGAAGACCUCAAAAACGAGUUUGAGAGAGUCAAUGGGAAUCAAAUUGAAACAGCAGCAAGGCCGUAUGCUUUUAUCAAGUUUGAUACAUUCAUACAGAAGACCAAGAAAUUGUACUUGGAUACUCGUACCCAGCGUAACCUUGCAAAGCUGAAUGAUGAACUUUAUGAGGUCCACCAAAUAAUGACUCGCAAUGUUCAAGAAGUACUUGGUGUUGGUGAAAAACUUGAUCAGGUCAGUGAACUGUCAACCCGGCUGACAUCUGAAUCUCGCAUCUAUGCAGACAAGGCAAGAGAUCUAAAUCGGCAGUGAUAAAUCUAUAGCUGAUCUGGGAUCGUGAUUCAUGCACCAGGCUUUGAUUCGGAAGUGGGCUCCAGUUGCUGUUGUGCUUGGAGUUGUCAUGCUUCUUUUUUGGGUCAGAAAGAAGAUAUGGUGAUUCCAUGUAUUGAAAGAGUCAAUUGUGAUUUUUGUUCAUCAUAUACAAAUGUAUACAUUGCCAGCUUGAUUAUACCAAUGUUUAGAUGUUAUUUUGCAAGAACCGCUAGACAAGAAACACACCUGGGUGCUAUUCUUUUCACCUGCCAUUAGAGUAGAAAGGAAACAAAUCGGAUGAUGUGAUUAAGCGCUGCAUAUAUUAGUAGAGAGAGUACUAGUUAUUCAAAUGACAUGUUUUUCCAGAAAAAUUAAAGAUAAUUGCUUGUGGUCUUCCUUUAUGAAGGCAGCCUCCUCCAUAUAAACUGAUGAGGAAAGGCUUAACCUUAUGAAUAGCACCAGGAUUUAAUUGUCCUGGUUAUAUGAUUGAAGAACCUUGAUGAACGUAAAGCUAUCAUGAAGCAUGGGCCACAAGAGGGUCUGUAUGAACUCUAAGCUCAUGUAAUUGUCAAAUUUUUGUUAGUUGGCUGUCUGUUCAUUGCUCGAAUCUGCUUAUGUUUAGAAUAUUUAUCAAUGAUUAUCAGUUUUAA